AUGAAAACUUCGAUUAAUCGAUUACUGUUAACUACCCUCGCUUCUCUCAUACUCUCAGCAAAUACGACUACUGGUAAGCAAACAUUAUUUUACUGCUUUUUGUUUACUGUAAUCCAGAAAUGAAGGAUAAGAAAGUAAUUUGGACAACUUUAGCACUAGAAAGAGUCCACGAGUAUCAAAGAUACGAUGGUUGGUACAAUAAUCUGGCCAAUCCCCAAUGGGGGACGAUAAACAGUAGACUGCACAGGGACGCGCCCAGUUCUUACGAAGACGGGGUCUAUAAACUUUGGGAAAAGGAUUUACCGUCAGCUAGAAAUAUUUCAAGUAAGUCACGUUUGUUGAAAAAAAACUUAUAGUAAAUAUCAGCCUGUCGGGAAAAUAAUGAGCACAAUGUCACUGUGCCAAUCGCGUCGCUGAAGUGAAGAGCAAUUUAAUUUUGCUGCGACACAACUGAUUUUCUCUGAUGCGACGUUGUGCUCAUUAUUUUCCCGACAGACUGACAUGUAUAAAUCAAAUUUAGAUCUCGUCUUCAAAGGGCCUGAUGGGAUCCCAAAUGCUAGGAAUCUCACGACAAUGAUGGCCUUCUUCAGUAAGUACCUGCUAAAUAAUAUUUCACUGUAAACCAAAUAUUUUUAGGUCAAGUAGUUGCGUAUGAGAUCAUGCAAUCAACCCAGAUCAGCUGUCCCUUGGAAAUGCAUAAGAUCCCCGUCCCAAAAUGCGAUACGGUCUUUGAUAGUCAUUGUAAAGGAGAAACCCAGAUCCCAUUUACUCGUGCCAAAUACGAUAAAACCACCGGUCAUGGACUUAAUUCGCCAAGAGAACAGGUAUGACAGUAUGACACAAGAAUAUAUUUUGCAUUAUUAUUGUUUAGGUUAAUGACAGAACCGCCUGGAUCGAUGCCUCUUUCCUCUACAGUACCCAGGAACCUUGGGUGGCAGCUCUUCGAUCAUAUGUGAACGGAACUCUCAAGGAGCACGAUGUUAUGAAAGGGUACCCCCCUUUCAACAACCCGCAUAUCCCUCUCAUCAAUCCCCCGCCACCUCAGAUUCAUCGAUUGAUGAGACCCGAGAGGCUAUUCAGUAAGUGCUUCUUAUUUUUAUGCUUCAUGUAUCUUAGUUCUGGGAGAUCCGAGAGUUAAUGAAAAUCCCGGAUUACUGAGUUUUGGACUGAUUUUGUUCCGUUGGCAUAAUAUCCAGGCUAAAGACCUCGCCGAGCAACAUGCUGAUUGGACAGAUGAAGAGUUGUUCCAAGGAGCCCGACGGAUGGUUAUCGCCACUUUACAAGUAAGGAUUUUCAACUUGUGCUAGCUAGUUAACCCAUUUUGCAAUAUUGGAUAUAAAUAUUGGUCUGAUGCCCGAUUCGCUCCAAAUGAGGGGUGGCCAGAAAUUAUCCUUGGUCAAGUUUUAUUAAAAUCUGAACGUCGCACUCGGGGUGCUUCCCUGUUAAUGUUGAAUCUUCAGAAAAUCAUAUACUACGAUUAUCUGCCCGCUUUACUGGGAGGAGAAUAUGGAAACCGAGCUGAUUACGAAUAUACGGGAUACAAGCCUUUUUUGCCCCCAGGGAUUUCCCAUUCCUUUGCCACCACCGCCUUCAGAUUUCCUCACACAAUUGUCCCACCUGGAAUGUUAUUUAGAAUCAAAUCAGAGAAGUGUAAAUUCAGGGAUGAAGUCGGAGGAUAUCCUGCCCUCAGGCUGUGCCAGAAUUGGUGGAACGCCCAGGACAUUGUGAGAGGAUAUACUGUGGAUGAAAUUGUCCUUGGAAUGGCUAGCCAAUUAGCCGAAGCCGAGGAUAAUAUUGUCGUGGAAGAUCUGAGGGGUGAGUUUUUGAAAUUGAUGACAAUUCAUAUUUUGUUUUAGAUUUUAUCUUUGGCCCAAUGCACUUCACUCGAUUAGAUGUGGUCUCUACUUCGAUAAUGAGAGCUCGGGAUAACGGAAUAUUACCUUAUAAUCGACUCAGAAAAGUGUACGGUCUUCCAGAGAGGACUUGGGAAACAAUUAAUGACAAGAUGUAUACGGAGAAGCCUGAAGUGAGUCCUUAAAAACACAUCAUUAUCCUGUUUAUAGAUGUUUGCGGCGCUGAAAAAUAUGUAUCAUGGCGACAUCAACAAAUUGGACGCGUAUGUGGGGGGAAUGUUGGAAACUGACGGAAAGGGACCCGGGGAAUUAUUCGCGGUCAUAAUCAAAGACCAGUUCAAAAGGCUCAGAGAUGGAGAUCGAUUCUGGUUCGAAAACGCUGAUAAUGGGUACGAAGAUUAAUCACAUACUUAGUAGAUUUGCUUUAGAAUAUUCACGAAGGAAGAAAUCGCAGCAAUUCACAAUAUAACCAUGAAAGAUAUCAUUGUAAAAACGACUGAAAUCCAAGAAAACUAUCUUCAAGAUGACGUUUUCUUUCAUACAGAGAAAGAUCCUUGUCCUCAGCCCUUUCAAGUGAACACCACUAAUCUCGAGAGAUGUGUUCCGUUCAUGAGAUUUGAUCAUUUCACUGGAAACGAGGUUACUUACAUCUACACUUGUAUUGCCUUAGGCUGUGUUCCGCUAAGUAAGUGCAACUAUCAGAGGCGCACGCCAGGGGAAGGGUAAUCCCAUCCCCAGAGUUGGGAAGGUGGGGGAAAACAUUACUGUUGGACCAAGAUAGUUUUUUGGCGGAUUUUGGGGAGUGGAAGCGAGCGCGUUGUGGUGUAGACUCCCACUCCCACCCUUGACCCCUUCCCAGACCAAAAUCGAUGCCUUUAACUACCAACCUUAAACUACGUCAUUUUAGUCUGUAUUGGAAUUGGAUAUCUUUAUAUCCAACGAAGAAGAAAGCUGGGUUUGUUGUAUGAACCUAGCCGAAGACAGUCCAAUCAGUUUAAUAAGGCCAUGGAAAAGAGUAGCACCUUUAACAAGGGAGCUGUCAAGGCGUCCAAUUAUUCAUUCCCGGUGAUCGAAUGGAUCAAUGAGACCUACUACCGAUCAGUUCUUCUAGUCAUCGAACCCAAAUCACCCAGUAUUAGUCUGGAAAAACCUCGAGGAGGAGUUUUGCGACGAGUUCCAUUAUUCGAUUCCCAAGUGAUCCUCAUGAAUAUUGGGACAAAAGCAUCGGGCUCAAUCAGUGGACCGUUUGUGGCCAUAUCUGUGAGGAAACAUAACGACAUCGUGGUCAGGUUCAGAAAAGUGGAAGAUUUUGAUCAAUUCCAUAGAUCUUUCUCAUCUGUCUUGGCCACUAACAGAAUCACUUUACAUGGUCAUCAAGUGGAGACUGAUGUUCUUCUAGAGGCAGCAGAGACAAAAGAAAAACGACAGCACAAACUUGAUUUCUUCUUCAGGGAAGCCUAUUCCAAAGCAUUCAAUGUGCCGAAAUUAAGAAGCAAAGAUCAUGAAUAUGAUGCCAUGACUACGGAUGAAGUUCUGGAGAUGAAAUUAAGUAAAGCCGAGUUCGCCGAAGCCUUGGGAAUGAAGGAGAACGAUAUGUUUGUGGAGAGAAUGUAUGCCUGUAUGAAGAAGGACAGUGGAGACGACUCAGAUGACGUCACUUUCCAACAAAUGCUCGAAGUUCUCAGAAAGUUCAGUAGUGAUGACUUGAAAGAGAAAUUGAAGUUGGUGUUUAAUAUGUGCGACACAAAUCAAGAUGGAAAGGUACAGGCCCAUGAAUUCGCUGACUUCGUCAUGUCACUUAACGUUGCUGCUGGAGUCAAGAUUGAUGAAGAAGAGCAGGAAAGAGUUAUCAGUUCCGUCCUUCAUCGUGCCGGAAUUGAAGAUCGAAAAUUCUUAACGGAAAAGGACUUUGAAGCCAUCUUCAGUCAAACGGAUGAUCAGCGAAGACCCUUGGGAAUGCACUUGAGAGGAAGACAUCUUAAGGUUAAGUGUGAUGAGUAAGUAAAGUGUGUACAAAGGCAACUUCUUCAGAACCGAGAGUCUUAACAGUUUCGCAGUGACCCCAGAAGGAGACAAUGGAGCCAAUCUGGGUUGGUUUUCGUGGCUUUCUUCGUAUUUGGAAUCCAAUCGUCAGCACGUUGUGAUCUUGUUCAUCUUCUUCGCGAUUAAUGCCAUUCUUUUUACUGAAAGAUUCUGGCGUAAGUAAUGCAACUUUUGUAGUGUAAUUAAAACCAUUUUCAGACUAUAGAUACGAAACCGAACAUCGAGAUCUUCGACGUGUCAUGGGAGUUGGAAUCGCGAUUACAAGAGGCGCUGCAGCUGCGUUAUCGUUUGAUAUGGCGAUAGUUCUACUGACUGUCUGCAGAAAUGUGUUAACCAUAAUCCGAGAGACUCCUCUGGGCGAAUAUCUUCCUCUGGAUUCCGCAAUUACCUUCCACAAAAUCGUUGCCAUCAGUGCUGGGGUUUUUUCAGCGAUUCACACAGUUGGUCAUUGCAUUAAUUUCUACCAUGUGGCCACACAGAGUCAAGAAGGAUUGGCCUGUUUGUUCCAGGAAGCCGUUUUUGGAUCCAAUUUUCUUCCUUCGAUCAGUUAUUGGUUCUUUGGGACUUUGACUGGCAUUACUGGAAUAUUACUAGUGGCCAUUAUGUGCGUCAUCUAUGUGUUUGCAAUGCCCGCUGUCCUGAAGAGAGCUUAUCAUGCAUUCAGGUUAACCCAUUUGCUCAACAUCUUGCUCUAUGCUCUUACAAUUCUCCAUGGAUUACCCCGGCUGCUGGAUGUGAGACUAUUUAUGUAUGUAAAGUAUUCUUGUUUUUAGUCUCCCAAAUUUUGGUAUUAUGUUAUCGGCCCAAUAAUAAUCUUCAUAAUUGACAAGAUAAUUGGAAUGAGACAGCAAUACAAGCAACUGCAGAUCUUGUAUGCUGAUAUCUAUCCAUCUGGUGAGUUAUAUUUUUGUUUUUAUUGUCAUCAUUAAACUAAUUGCCCUACGGUUUUUAUUUAGAUAUCAUCUAUAUCAAAUUCCAUCGUCCCCAUUCCUUCAAAUUCCGUUCUGGCCAAUGGGUUCGUGUUUCGUGUCCCAAUUUCAGUUGUUCCUUUAACACAAAUCACGCCUUCUCCAUUGCCUCGGCCCCUCAAUCCAAAUUUGUUGAACUCUACAUCAAAGCUGUCGGUCCUUGGACUUGGCAAUUAAGGAAUGAGAUCAGUGAAUGUCUUACGACUGGAGACACCAACUACCCAGCCAUCAAUUUGAAUGGUCCCUUUGGAGAUGGUAACCAAGAAUGGCACAACUACGAUGUAUGUGUGAUGGUUGGUGGAGGUAUUGGAGUCACUCCAUAUGCAUCAACCUUGAUGGAUCUGGUGAUGGAGACUUCGGCGGAUAAACAUUGUAAUAUCAGAUGCAAGAAGGUUUAUUUCCUUUGGAUCUGUCCCACCCAUAAGAACUUUGAAUGGUUUGUGGAUGUUCUGAAGGAAGUGGAGAGUCUCGACCGGAAUAAUCUUCUUGAAAUUCAUGUGUUCGUCACUCAAUUCUUCCACAAAUUUGAUCUUAGAACGACCAUGCUGGUAAGGGUAGUAUCAGUGAUGAUAAUGAUUUUGUUUCAGUAUAUUUGUGAGAAACAUUUCCGAGGAAAUAACCGAGGAAAGAGUAUGUUCACUGGUCUCAGCGCCACAAAUCAUUUCGGAAGGCCCAACUUUGAUGCCUUCUUUACAUUCCUUCAGAAGAGACAUCAAGAGGUAACUUUAUCAAAUACUUAUUAAAUAAUUUUCUGUUGGAAUGUAAGACAAAAAACAUUUUUUUAGGUGAAUGACAUUGGCGUGUUCAGUUGUGGCCCCAACUCGAUUAACAAGCAGAUCAGAAAUGCUUGUCAAGACGCGAAUCGAGUCAGGAAUGCGCCUUCUUUCGUCCAUCGAUUCGAAACUUUCUAG
This is a messenger RNA of Bursaphelenchus xylophilus (pine wood nematode), 5775 nucleotides long. NCBI's taxonomy places the organism in Eukaryota, Metazoa, Nematoda, Chromadorea, Rhabditida, Aphelenchoididae. The record is from the annotation of a GenBank genome assembly.